GAGAAAAGGCUGGGCUUCGCAACCUGCUGCUGGGAUUUAGACAAAGGAGGUUUGAGAGGCAGAGACCCAGGCAGAUCAGCUUCUAGUAUCAGCGUGGGAGAGAGAGAGCCAGCAGCUGGGCUCCUGGGAUGAAGCGGAAUAAACUCACAGCAUCUCCUUCAGGGUAGGAAUUACUGGAGUAUGCACCAAAAUAAGAACUUUUUUUUCCCAAAAAGUGAGUCUGGGAAAGGACUUUCAGCUUUCGAUGGGUCUUUGACAUUUUACUCCUCUUCGAGGCAUGCCUUCACUGUUGCGCUCCCUCUUCAUAGUUUCUGUCUCUAGUGUCAUCCUUUUUAUCGUCUUUUAUGUAUUCAAUUUUGGGGGCGAUCAAGGCUUCCAGAAGCUAAAUGCCUCAGAGACGUGGAUGCUGUCUCAAGUCUGCACAGCCUUUAUCGAAGGGAAAACAUCUUUCCUGUGGAGGAACAAACUCAUGAUGUCUGAGACAUCUUCUUGCAAGGAGUACUUCACCCAAAGCCACUAUAUCACGGCCCCAUUAUCUAAAGAGGAAGCAGAAUUUCCUUUGGCGUACAUCAUGGUCAUCCACCACAAUUUUGAUACAUUUGCAAGGCUCUUCAGGGCGAUUUACAUGCCCCAAAAUGUCUACUGCAUUCACGUGGAUGAGAAAGCCACAGUUGAAUUUAAAGAUGCAGUGGAGCAAUUACUGAGCUGCUUCCCAAAUGCUUUCCUGGCUUCCAAGAUGGAGCCAGUUGUCUAUGGGGGCAUUUCCAGGCUCCAGGCUGACCUGAACUGCAUGAGAGACCUGGCCGCCUCGGCGGUUCCCUGGAAGUACGUGAUCAACACCUGUGGGCAAGAUUUCCCCCUGAAAACCAACAAGGAGAUAGUUCAGUAUCUGAAAGGGUUUAAAGGGAAAAAUAUUACCCCCGGGGUGCUGCCCCCAGCUCAUGCGAUUGGUCGGACGAAGUAUGUCCACCGAGAACACCUGGGCAAAGAGCUUUCCUAUGUGAUCAGGACGACAGCAUUGAAGCCGCCCCCUCCCCAUAAUCUCACCAUUUACUUUGGUUCUGCCUAUGUUGCUCUGUCAAGAGAGUUUACCAGCUUUGUUCUCCACGACCCGCGGGCUGUCGAUUUGCUCCAGUGGUCCAAAGACACUUUCAGCCCUGAUGAACAUUUCUGGGUGACGCUCAAUAGGAUUCCAGGUAUGUGAGGUUCCCUAUUUCACACCUAG
Loxodonta africana (African savanna elephant) is the source of this 1225-nucleotide messenger RNA. Its product is annotated as N-acetyllactosaminide beta-1,6-N-acetylglucosaminyl-transferase-like. Gene Ontology annotation, molecular function: acetylglucosaminyltransferase activity. Gene Ontology annotation, cellular component: membrane. The record is from RefSeq and is a predicted model, not a curated record. The transcript has a single exon. Gene Ontology annotation, biological process: transforming growth factor beta receptor signaling pathway. Lineage: Eukaryota; Metazoa; Chordata; Mammalia; Proboscidea; Elephantidae.